Messenger RNA from Oncorhynchus kisutch (coho salmon), 1686 nucleotides. Its product is annotated as unconventional myosin-XVB-like. The record is from RefSeq and is a predicted model, not a curated record. Gene Ontology annotation, cellular component: cytoskeleton. The transcript is spliced from 12 exons. Lineage: Eukaryota; Metazoa; Chordata; Actinopteri; Salmoniformes; Salmonidae. The coding region runs from base 170 to 1564 and encodes 464 amino acids.
CUUUAACCCAUAUUACUGAAGUAAGAGGCUGUGGCAUCUCUCCUUCCGCUUGCCAGUUCUUAUCCUCUCUGGACUAAUACAGGAUUAUUAACAGGAAAAAGACAGGAAUGAGAGGAGCACGGUGAAAAGUACCACCACCACAAAGACCCAGGAUUCGUACUCUACAGGAAUGGAUGUGAGAACGUUGGAGAUUCCGGCUGAGCUAUCGGCCAGACUACGCAGUGCAGCAGGGCGGCAGCACGUAUCAGGGGUGACAGAGGUGGCGCCUCCACAGGUGAAAGCACAAAACACCCUAAUCCUGCCCCUCGAUAUCGACAGCUACCCCUUCUCACGAUACGCCAACGCCACACUGAAGGAUGGCUGGUGUCAGCCACAGGGCUACUCCCUCCAGCGACCUCUGACCUCUCUGGAGCCCGAAGACGCUCAAACCGCUCUGGAGAUCCACAAACUGAUACUGCGUUUUGCAGGGGACAGUGAUCUGAGUGGCUGGCAGGAGCAGAUGUUGGGGAACUACAUUGUGGAGCAGGGCCAGACUAGACCCCCCCUGAGGGAUGAGAUCCUAGCCCAGCUGGCCCACACCACCUGGGGCAGGGAGUCAGAGGAGGUGGCGCUGCGGGGCUGGUUGUUACUGGCCUACUGCCUUAGUACAUUCACCCCCUCCCCAGCCCUGGACAAACCCCUACUCAAGUAUGUAUCUGAUAAUGGUCCAGGUGAAUAUCGUUCUCUGUGCCAGCACAAACUUCUCACCUCCCUCAAGUUACCCUCCCCUGCCUCCCGCCUCCACCCCCCCUCCCAGCUGGAGUGGACAACCAAUCAGAGGAGAGGAAAUAUGGUGAUGGACAUACAUACCUUCAACGAGGAGAAGAUGACAGCUGAGGUAGAGUCCUGGACCACAGGGGAGCAGCUGGCCUCGUGGCUGCUCCACUUCAGAGGGUUACCUGAGGCUCCACGGGGCUGGUCUGUGUCUCUGCUAGCUGAUGAGGGCUGGUCUGAUCUGGCUGGAUGUGACUUUGUCUUGGACCUGUUGGCUGGAGCAGAGACUGAUGCUACACUGGAGAUCGCACACACAGACCCUGACUACCUGUUCAACAAUGAGGAAGACGGGAUGAUUACAACAGAUCUAGAUGGCUUCAUCCCCCCGGCCCCCUCCAUUCCGGCCCCUUGUCUCCCCCAGCAGGGCCAUAGAGACUACCAGCAGUCAGAGGGUUCUGGUCAGAUGGACUGCUAUCUGGAUGAUCUAUUCGACCCAAUGAUGGACCAGGGACCAGGGGACCAGGAGCGUAUGGUCAAGUUGAACAGGAGGAUGAGAGGAGGAGGAGGGAUGUAUAGACCAGGUGUUCCAAUGACAAUGCCAGGGCUAUUCUAUGGGAAUGCAGGUGAACCCUGCCAUGCAAAACUACCAGGCUCCAAUGAUGCCAAGUAUGAUGCCAGCUGCCCCCAUGCCUAUGAUGCCAACCAUGAUGGCACCCCAGCCAGCUGCCACCAGGCCUGGACCCCCAGCAGAUGGCAGCACAGCAGCAGGCUUUCAUCAACCAACAGGCCCUGCUCAUGGCCCAGCAGAUGACAAUGCAGGCGAUGACUAUGUCCCAGCAGCAGACUCAGCAGCACCAGCGACAGCAGCAGCGGCGCCAGGCUAACCUUCGACCCGUCACACCCCCCCUCGCCCCCUCUCCCCCAGCCCAGACA